Yamadazyma jaroonii is the source of this 2073-nucleotide messenger RNA. The record is from the annotation of a GenBank genome assembly. Lineage: Eukaryota; Fungi; Ascomycota; Pichiomycetes; Serinales; Debaryomycetaceae.
AUGAAAGUGAAAGUGAAGAAAAACAUCUUGAGGACUUUUAUUGCUGUUGUGGUAAUUGCAUCGGUUGUUCAAACAAUAAAGAUCAUUAAGAACUUUAAUAUAUAUGGCUUUGAAUUCGAAAAGCUGUUGAAUAUCAAAUUGAAUAAUUUUUAUGUAAAUUUUUUACAUUUUGAUUAUGAUCUCGAUCAUGAUUCAACAUUCCAAUCAAUGGUAGAACAUAUGAAAACAAAAUAUGCUGGAGAUGAAGAUUUUAUAGUGAACAUUAAUGAAAGAGGUGUAGAUGAAUCUGAUACCUUUGAAGUUAUAGAAAUACCGUCUUUUUACGAAACAGGCCAUGUAAAACCUUUGAUUCAACCUUAUGAUCCUAGAUUCACUAUGAUGAUGUAUUUACAUCGUUUACUCCAUAAGGAGGAAGCUAUUGACUUCCAUUGGGCUGAUUGGGUAGAUUUCUCAAAGUUAAAUAAAUUCAUUUUUGAUAAGAAGUCGUGUGACCAAUUUGAUAUCAAAGGAGAUGAAGAAUUAACAAAAGACAGUGAACACGUUUUGUCUAUUGAAGAUUAUUGUAAAGAUGUGAAAUCAGGCUUGGGUUUCCAAAUUACCAACCCUCCUUAUCAACAGACUCUUGAAAAUAAUGAAAUUUUAGGGAAAUCCUACGUUUACAGUUCAUUCCCACCUCCUCUUAAAAUGGUUUUAUUGGGAGAUGGUGGUGAUCAUCAUAUAGAGAUCAAGAACAAUGAUAACGAUAUAAAAAAGGGUUUAUUAUACAAUAAAUACGUAGAAGAUUCCCAAUUAGGUAAGUUCACCGAGAAGGAUCUUUUGAACAAAUAUGAUGAUUUCAAGAAAUCCCGUAAACUGUCAUCUACCAAGCAUUCAGAUAUCUCCGAAAAAGACUAUAAGUUCAACGCUGAAGACAAAAUCAAGGAAUUGAAAGAUAAGAACCGUAAUGCUGUGGAAGAAACUUAUUUAAAAGCUCUUGAAUAUUCAGUUUCAACUAAUGAUCCAUAUAAAUAUUUCUUUGAAACCAAAUUACUUAAUAAGUAUGAAGAAAGAUGGGUAGGUGAACAUUAUGAUUGGAGAUUUUUCAAUGGUUUGGCUAUUGGGGAGGAUCAUCAAAUGGUUACUUUAUAUAAAUUGAUCAAGAAUUAUUUGAAAUUUUGUCAUAACGAAGGUAUCAUUACUUGGAUUGCACAUGGUUCAUUAUUGUCAUGGUAUUGGAAUGGACUCAUUUUCCCAUGGGACACUGAUAUUGAUGUUCAAAUGCCUAUUUCAGAAUUACAUAAAUUAUCUGAAAGGUUCAAUCAAUCACUUAUCGUAGAAGAUGUUAAUAGUGGAUAUUCUAAGUAUUUUGUUGAUGUUAGUAGUAGUAUUACUCAUCGUAAGAAGGGUAAUGGAGCUAACAAUAUCGAUGCUAGAUUCAUUGAUGUGGAUACUGGAUUAUUCAUUGAUAUCACUGGUUUAGCUAUAACUGAUGAAAAUAAACCAGGAAGAUAUAAAGAUAUUGAAGCCGCUCAUUGUAGAAAUAACCAUUUCACCGCUAUUAAUGAAAUAAGUCCCUUGAUAGAAGUUCAUUUCGAAGAUCAAAAAACUUACAUCCCAAAUAAAUUCUUGAACAUUUUGGAUUAUGAAUAUAAUAUCAAUUCCAUUAGUGACAAGAAUUACAAGGAUUAUAUUUAUUUGAAGAAUUUAAGAAUAUGGGUGGUUACUCAAAAGGUAUUGGAUUAUAUAAAUGAUCCUAAAAAGUGGCUUUUAGAUAAAAAUCCCGAUUCUCCAAACUUACAGCAAAGAGAUGAUUCUCAUUCAUUACAAAAAAGAGUCAUUGGAAAAAUCGAAAAACUUCAAAUAAAUAAGUUGACCAAGAACGAUUACGUCAAUCUUAUUCAAGAUAAAGAAAUACUUCAAGAAUACUUAAUCACAAGACAAUCAACAAGUUUCCAUACCAGAGAAAUGGAUUCAAUCUUUAAAGGAGAAAAACUCCAUGAAAAACCACCCCAAUUCAAAUUAACUUACAAGAAAAUGAAGGAUUUCAAUAACGAAGUAAAUAAGGUAAUUGGCAUGAAUAAUAACGAGAAUUAA